AUGAACAGAUCAGAGAACUUAUUCGUUUCUAGUUCCUCAUUAGCAUCCCAAGUUCAUGCUGCUGCUGUUAAUGGAGAUAAGGGUGCUCUUCAGAGGCUCAUCAUAGGAAACCCUGCUCUUAAAGACAAAGAAGAUCAAUUUGGGAGAACACCACUUAUGUAUUGUGUGUUGGCUGACAGAUUGGAUUGUGCAGAUACUCUCCUGAAGGCAGGAGCAGAUGUUAAUAAAACUGACCAUAGCCAGAGAACAGCCCUCCAUCUUGCAGCUCAAAAGGGAAAUUAUCGUUUCAUGAAACUCUUACUCACACGCAGAGCAAACUGGAUGCAAAAGGAUCUAGAAGAGAUGACUCCUUUGCACUUGACCACCCGGCACAAGAGCCCUAAGUGUUUGGCACUUCUGCUGAAGUUUAUGGCACCAGGAGAAGUGGAUACACAGGAUAAAAACAAGCAAACAGCGCUGCAUUGGAGUGCCUACUACAAUAACCCCGAGCACGUGAAGCUGCUUAUCAAGCAUGAUUCCAACAUUGGGAUUCCUGAUGUUGAAGGCAAGAUCCCACUUCACUGGGCAGCGAACCAUAAAGAUCCAAGUGCUGUUCAUACAGUGAGAUGCAUUCUGGAUGCUGCGCCAACAGAGUCUUUGCUGAACUGGCAAGACUAUGAGGGUCGAACACCUCUUCAUUUUGCUGUCGCUGAUGGAAAUGUGACAGUGGUUGAUGUCUUGACCUCGUAUGAAAGCUGCAACAUAACAUCUUAUGAUAACUUAUUUCGAACUCCACUUCACUGGGCAGCUUUACUGGGCCAUGCACAGAUUGUCCAUCUUCUUUUAGAAAGAAAUAAGUCUGGAACUAUCCCAUCUGACAGCCAAGGAGCAACACCUUUGCACUAUGCAGCUCAGAGUAACUUUGCUGAAACAGUCAAAGUGUUUUUAAAACAUCCUUCAGUGAAAGAUGAUUCUGACCUCGAAGGAAGAACAUCCUUUAUGUGGGCAGCAGGGAAAGGCAGUGAUGAUGUCCUUAGGACCAUGCUGAGUUUAAAAUCUGACAUUGAUAUUAACAUGGCAGACAAGUAUGGAGGUACAGCCUUACACGCUGCUGCCCUUUCUGGCCACGUUAGCACAGUGAAGUUAUUACUGGAAAAUAAUGCUCAAGUAGAUGCUACCGAUGUCAUGAAACAUACCCCACUUUUCAGAGCCUGUGAGAUGGGACACAAGGAUGUGAUUCAGACACUCAUUAAAGGUGGAGCAAGGGUAGAUCUAGUUGACCAAGAUGGACAUUCUCUUCUACAUUGGGCAGCUCUGGGAGGAAAUGCUGAUGUUUGCCAGAUAUUGAUAGAAAAUAAGAUCAAUCCAAAUGUGCAAGAUUAUGCAGGAAGAACCCCUUUGCAGUGUGCUGCAUAUGGAGGAUAUAUCAACUGCAUGGCAGUGCUCAUGGAAAAUAAUGCAGACCCUAACAUUCAAGACAAAGAGGGAAGAACAGCUUUGCACUGGUCCUGUAACAAUGGAUACCUUGACGCCAUUAAAUUACUGCUAGACUUUGCUGCUUUCCCUAAUCAGAUGGAAAAUAAUGAAGAGAGAUACACACCCCUGGAUUAUGCUUUGCUUGGUGAGCGCCAUGAAGUGAUCCAGUUCAUGUUGGAGCAUGGUGCCCUGUCCAUCGCAGCUAUACAAGACAUUGCUGCUUUCAAAAUCCAAGCGGUCUACAAAGGGUACAAGGUCAGAAAAGCUUUCCGAGACCGGAAAAAUCUCCUUAUGAAGCAUGAACAAUUGAGAAAAGAUGCGGCUGCCAAGUAAGUUGGAGCUACGGAAAUUGUGUGCUCACAGCUCAGAAUCAGGGUGGAAGUGGGCUGGGGGUGGCGGGGUGGCCAGGAGAGAAUUUUUUGAUCCCUGUACCAGUGUCACCUUCCCCCUUCUUCCCACCACUCCAUCCUCAAAGGGCUGAGGCUGCAGUGAAGGAUGAAGGCCUAACCUCUACUUGGUGGCUCUGCCUCCAGAUUAGUCCCUGAUAUUCCAGCCCAGGGACAAACCGCUGCCAAACCCACCCUUUGCAAGAGUUGGGGGUAGGACUGCUAUGUAGAGUAAGCUACAAAGAGAAAACUGUUCUUCUCACCCUUACUGCCUUUCCAAAUAAAACUUAUGUCAACAUCUAGCCUAUUUUCACUAGACUAAUCUGUCUAGUUUUGAUUUGAUUAGAGCAACCAACUUGUACAAAUAUC
Galeopterus variegatus (Sunda flying lemur) is the source of this 2210-nucleotide messenger RNA. RefSeq names its product inversin (gene INVS). The coding region runs from base 1 to 1788 and encodes 595 amino acids. The transcript is spliced from 11 exons. The record is from RefSeq and is a predicted model, not a curated record. Gene Ontology annotation, molecular function: protein binding. NCBI's taxonomy places the organism in Eukaryota, Metazoa, Chordata, Mammalia, Dermoptera, Cynocephalidae.